Rhipicephalus microplus (southern cattle tick) is the source of this 633-nucleotide messenger RNA. RefSeq lists its product as uncharacterized. NCBI's taxonomy places the organism in Eukaryota, Metazoa, Arthropoda, Arachnida, Ixodida, Ixodidae. The record is from RefSeq and is a predicted model, not a curated record.
UUUGCUGAACAGUAUUGUCGCAAUGAAUAUUCUUAUUUUUGCAAGUACGUUUCCUAUGUUUGUUGAUGCCUUGGUGCCGACACCACACAAUCCCUAUAUGAAAGGUUCCGUUGGAGAACUCUACCAAGUACUCAACACAAGGGACAAAAUGUGGCUUGACAAGCGUAGAAAUAUAAGCAACAACCAUAAGUGCCUUUCUUGGCAAAAAGUAUACCUAGGAGGCAGGGGAACGAUUACAUAUACAUUCAAUGAAACUUACUUCGAAGAGCUAAGCCAAAAGACCACGCAAUUAAAUGGGACUUUGAUUAUGAAGAAUUCCUUUGAUGCCACUGGUGCCGCACUCAAUGUGACAGGAACCAAUGAGGCAGGAGAAAAUUUAGAAUACUUGCUCGUUCAUUGGAAUAAGACUUACCGCUGUGCAAUUUUUUACACACAAGAAAUGAUCAAUGGCACUCGAAGAAACCAGACCUGUGGCUUAUAUUACUGGAGCUCCUACAUUGAUAAAGCAGAGGCUAGAAAUAAUUGUGAUAUCUUCUAUAACCUUUAUUGUGGACCUUAUGGUACAGAUCAGGUUCUUUACGAUUCAAACUGCCAAACAUAUCUAGCAUGCUGAAAAAUGUACUCACUUCUUUA